AUGGCUCGAUUCUCCAUCCUGGAUCUGUGUCCAGAUCUCGUCGAGAAGGCAAUGAAUGUUCAGAACGGGCUGGUCUCCAUGCAAUCAACUCUCCAGCUUCAGGCUCAGAAAGAUAUCAACGACCCGUGCACAUCAAUCGACUCCACCACUGACAUCAUGUCCAAUCCAGCCAAUGACAACAGCGAUUAUCUUUUAGACGAGAGUGUUGACGAUGAGAGGUCGGAAAGUACUUCCAGCAAGGAUUCGAAGUCACCAUGCUCUAACUCGUCUGAUGACAAAAAACCAAGCUCCCCGAAUGACAAGCCACCAUUCUCAUACAACGCCUUGAUAAUGAUGGCUAUCAAAAAUAGCCCGGAAAAACGUCUGACCCUUGCUGGAAUCUACGACUACAUCCUCACCAACUAUCCAUUCUACCGGGAUAACAAGCAGGGAUGGCAGAACUCCAUCCGCCACAAUCUCUCACUCAACAAAUGUUUCGUCAAGGUUCCAAGAAAUUUCGAUGAUCCAGGAAAAGGCAACUACUGGAUGCUCGAUGCCACUUGCGAAGAUGAGGUUUUCAUUGGUGGAGCUACUGGAAAACUUCGUCGUCGUCCUUCCACACUAUCUCGUGCCAGAAUGGAUGCCUACAAGCAGUACGGUGCCGCCGCUGCCAACCUUUUCCCAUACUUCAAUCCCGGCCUUCCACCCAUGCCACGUACCCCGUUUAUUACCACUCCCCCCACUGCUUUCCUUCCUCGACCAAUGAUGCCAAUGCCAAGUUUGGCUCCGGUCUUUACUCAACCCGAGCUUAUCCAAAUGUAUCUUAACCAACAGCAAGGCUUAUUCGCUAAACUACAGUAA
Messenger RNA from Caenorhabditis briggsae, 840 nucleotides. It is a transcript of the gene Cbr-fkh-2, whose product is annotated as Protein CBR-FKH-2. Gene Ontology annotation, molecular function: DNA-binding transcription factor activity; sequence-specific double-stranded DNA binding. Gene Ontology annotation, biological process: regulation of transcription by RNA polymerase II. The coding region runs from base 1 to 840 and encodes 279 amino acids. The transcript has 3 exons. NCBI's taxonomy places the organism in Eukaryota, Metazoa, Nematoda, Chromadorea, Rhabditida, Rhabditidae. Gene Ontology annotation, cellular component: nucleus. The record is from RefSeq and is a predicted model, not a curated record.